Messenger RNA from Oncorhynchus gorbuscha (pink salmon), 3758 nucleotides. Its product is annotated as rho GTPase-activating protein 22-like. Gene Ontology annotation, cellular component: focal adhesion. The transcript is spliced from 10 exons. NCBI's taxonomy places the organism in Eukaryota, Metazoa, Chordata, Actinopteri, Salmoniformes, Salmonidae. Gene Ontology annotation, molecular function: GTPase activator activity. Gene Ontology annotation, biological process: activation of GTPase activity; signal transduction. The record is from RefSeq and is a predicted model, not a curated record. Bases 221 to 2602 code for a protein of 793 amino acids.
GGGAGAGAGAGUGUAACUGGAAAGGAGACAGAGGAAGAGAGGGAGAGUGGAAAGAGAGCCCGGAGGGUGCUUGCCCGGAAGGAGAUUGAGUGGCAGUGAAGAAGAGAGAUAGAGAAAGGGUGGUGCCUCAGGGAGUAAAAAACAGGGUGAGGCAGCAGAGUGAGAGGAGAGAGCAGUGUGCGUGUGACUGGAGGGAUCCAGACAUGGGACUAGCGCUGCAAUGACAACCAUGCUUAGCCCUAAAAACAGACAGACACGCAGGGCCCGCUCUAAGAGCAUGGUGCUGGGCCGCUGCAGUUCUCCUCUAGGCCAGGAGAUGACGUUGAAGGCCGGCUGGCUGAAGAGACAGAGGAGCAUCAUGAGGAACUGGCAGCUGCGGUGGUUCGUUCUCCACACUGAAGCACUGUACUUCUAUAAGGACCAGGAUGAGACUAAACCUCAGGGAUGCAUCAUUCUCCAGGGCAGUCAGGUCAGUGAGCUGUCGGCCAAUCAGGAUGAAGCUGGUCGCCACCUGUUUGAGAUUGGUCCAGGAGGCAGUGGAGAGAGGGAUCGUUCAGGUCUGAGCGAGUCUUUCCUGUUGAUGGCUAAGUCUCAGAGUGACAUGGAGGAAUGGGUCAGAGCCAUACGAAGAGCUAUAUGGGCCCCGCUAGGAGGAGGUAUUUUUGGGCAGCAUUUAGAGGAGACAAUGCAGUGUGAGAGUGGGUGUGGCAGCAGCAGCAAGCCUCUGGUGCCUCUGCUGGUGCAGCAGUGUGUGUGUUUUAUACACCAGCACGGCCUAACGGAGGAGGGGCUGUUCAGAAUGCCUGGACAGACCAAUCACGUACGAGAGCUGCAGGACGCCUUUAACUGCGGGGAGAAACCACUGUUUGGCAGUAACACUGAUGUCCACACGGUGGCGUCCCUGCUGAAGCUGUACCUCAGAGAGCUGCCAGAGCCUGUGGUGCCUUUCAACAAAUACACAGAGUUCCUCUCCACUGCUCAGCUCCUGGCCAAGGACCAGGAGGAGGGGAUCCUUGAACUGGGCAGGCAGUUGAAGAGUCUUCCUCAGGUCAACUACAACCUCCUCAGAUACAUCUGCAGAUUCCUAGAUGAGGUCCAGUCCCACUCAAGUCAGAACAAGAUGAGUGUUCAGAACCUGGCCACUGUGUUCGGGCCCAACAUCUUCCGACCCAAGAUGGAAGAUCCACAGAUCAUGAUGGAGGGUAGUUCCCAGGUGCAGCACCUGAUGACUGUACUGAUCAGUGAACACUCUCGUCUGUACCAGGGGCAGGCAGAGACUCCCAGGGAGGACCAAUCUGCCCCUUCUCCAACUCCCUAUCCCCGGGUCCCCCCGAUUCAGCGCUGCAGGGUGGAAUGGCUCUCACAGGAGGACAUCCUGCCCCCCCACCCCGCCAAGGACUAUCCAUCCCUGGAACAGACCCCUAACAACCCAAGUCAGGAACCACUUCAACCCCUCCUGACCUCCGCAGUGUCCUCUCUUGACACUGACCGCCCUGGAUCAACCCCCAAGGAAAGAACAGAGGGAGAUUCUGAGGGAAUUAAUGGUGGAAGAACAGAAGAAAAGAUGGAGAGAAAGAGUGAAGGAAAGAGCGAAAUAAAACUCUCGGGUGGUAGUGGCGCAGACCUCGGCCCCAGUAAACAGUCCAAAAGCCAGUCUUCAUGGAGGUCCUCUUUGAAAUGUAGGUCCGGGUCAGGGGGGGUAAGGGGGAAGUUGGGGGGGUCAGCAGUUGAUGUGUCGACAGUCACCGGAGGCCACUGGCUGAUGAAUGGCCUGACGUCCUUCCGGAGUCACCGACGGACCGCUUCGACUGGCGAACGACUCAAAGAGUCCUCGCUUUGCCUGAAAGAGACACAUAUAGAUUCUCUGCUAGACUCAUAUACUGAGUCCUCUUUGUCACUAAAAGUCUCCCAAAGUAGCAUGCUAAAAGACUCGUCUCCUUUACAUAUAGACUCCUCCUGUUCUACUAUAGUCUCCUCCUGUCCCAAUAUAAAGCCCUCCCAAUCUGUCAGAAACUCCCCCCAUUCCAACAGGCUCUCGACCUAUGAUAACGUUAAUGUCACUCCCUGCAGUCUGAGCUUGCCCAUUGGCAGCCCCUCCCCCUGGACCUCUUGUGAGAUCCCGUUGGCUGAAUCUACAGGAAGUGAGCACGGGACACUGAUUUCUGGUUUAGGGUCAGGGCAGUCUGUGGCAGGACCCUCGAUACCUGAGGACAGUAGCUCUCCUCUAGAGCUGUGUGUGAGCAGCGCUGACUGGAAUGAGGGUGACCCUGGGGAUGACAUCACAGGUCAGAGGUCAGGGGUCAAUGAGGGUCUGUUCAGCCUGGUGACGGAGUUGAAGGAGGAGCUGAGAAGACAGAGUAUCAGCUAUGAGACACGCAUACACAAGUUAGAGGAUUCGUGUUCAGGUCUUCGUCUCCAGUCUGAUCGUUUAGAAGAGGAUCUAGGCCAGGAGAAGAAGAGGUUAUUCAUGUUGGAGAUCCAACUGGGGAACUCGGAACGCGCAAGGCAAGAUGCUGAGACUCAGAAUGUUCUCCUGCAGAAAGAGAUGGAAGAGUUAUUUGCUACACUGGGGAACCUUACCACUGGCACAGAUACCAGCUAGACCUGAGCAGACAGCAUUAGCCCACCGAGCAAAAGCCUACAAACUGGGCAUAAACUGAAUGACUCACUGUCGUUUCAACAUAAUAUGUCAACGUAUAGCGACAUGGAAUUUAUGUGGAAAAUGCAUUCAAUGUGAAAAAAGUAAUGAACGUAAAAUGUUGUUUUGAGGGUGAUAUUUCAAACACGGGAUUAUUUCAUCCUGGUAACCAAAUUUCAAAAUAGACAAACCUUGUAUCAAAUAUGUUGAACUUGUAACUUUAAGAAAACAUCAGAUCUUCAACCUUAUAUCCACGAUAAAAAAUAACUAUAGGCUGGGCAGCACCUCCUACUGGAUAAUGUGUCUAUAGCUACCCUUUGGUCUCCCAUCCAGGGUUUUAACUAAGCCUAGCCCUGCGGAACUAUGAUAUUUGUCACUGACUAUCACCAAUAUUCUAUCGCGAGAAUGAUUGUUAAGAGAUCUCCACUUAUUCCACAAACUGGAAUUAAAGCCAGACUAAAUCAGUGGCACAGAUGGAACUAUCCAAGCAGAAGACACAUCUCCUUCAAAUGUUGAUAUUUGGUUGUGUUGACAACCAAACACAAUUCAAUGUCACUUUUGAAAUACUAUAAAUAGCCUAUAAACUUGUCGACAAAUUGUAUGUUGGAUUCACUUCUCCUAACUCAACCAAAAAUAAAAGUUAAAGAAUAGGAUUAAGCCAGUGGCUCAGAUGCAACUAUCCAAGAAGUCGAUACAUCUCCUAACACAAUUCAAUAUGGGCCCGAUUCAGACGUAGGAAAGGUGUAUAUUUCCUACGCACGCCUUUCCUACACACUUCUCAGUAGUUCCGAUUCAGACUUACCUUAUGCAGGUGCGUAAAGGGCUUUGAAGGUGUGGUUCCCUUGCACACUCAGAAUAAAUGUAAUUCGACUGCUGAAAACCCUCCCACUUGCUAGCUAAUAGAUUUUCUUGUGGAGUUUUCAUUGAAUAGGGUUUUCAGUACAUUACCCCUUUAAAUUAGGUGUACCUUUAAUUAGAAUUUUCUCAACAGACGUUCUAGAAUAUACAGUUCCUUCGGAAAGUAUUGAGCCCUUGACUUUUUCCACAUUUUGUUACGUUACAGCCUUGUUCUAAAAUUGAUUAAAUUGUUUUUCCCCCUCAUCAGUCUACACACAAUAUC